This is a messenger RNA of Branchiostoma floridae (Florida lancelet), 2775 nucleotides long. Its product is annotated as pyranose 2-oxidase-like. The transcript is spliced from 11 exons. The record is from RefSeq and is a predicted model, not a curated record. NCBI's taxonomy places the organism in Eukaryota, Metazoa, Chordata, Leptocardii, Amphioxiformes, Branchiostomatidae. The coding region runs from base 326 to 1999 and encodes 557 amino acids. Gene Ontology annotation, molecular function: flavin adenine dinucleotide binding; pyranose oxidase activity.
CAAUUGUUGGGCCAGAACUGUAAAGAUCUGGAGCAGCUGACAUUCGGCGCUAGAGAUUUUGUCACGGAGAGAAUCUGACCCCAGCAAUUAAGAGACCUGGUUCGUUCUACUGUAUGAUAUAUUCACUAUCGUUGUAGGGCGUGUCGACUCCGCUCAUAUUUCAACAUAACAGCCAAGUAUAGGGUGGUGCCCACAUAAUAUCGACAACUUUUCUUCACCCACUUGUCACUUUUUCACGUCAGCGAAAGUUAAAGCCAUGGGAUUAUUGUGAUCAAGCAAGUUCAACGGUCAUCAUUCAGUCAACGACUGUGAGACAUUGACCAACAUGACCAAAAAAUCAUCAGAGACGGACGUACUGAUCGUCGGGUCGGGACCGGUGGGAGCUACCUUCGCCCGUGAGUUGAUUGACAAUCGUCCGGACUUGAGCGUCCUUAUGAUCGACAGUGGGGCCCAACUGUCCAAAACACCAGGGGAGCAUCUCAAGAAUUCUUUCCUGUACCAGCGGGACGUGAAUCUCUUCACCCAUGUGAUUGAGGGACACCUGGAGCCUGUGUCUGUCCCUACUGAUCAUUCACCCGUGCCGACUCUGGACCCGGGGGCCGCUCACUACCAGCGAACCAUACAAAACGGCCAGAAUCCUGAGCAGAACCCGGAGGAGAACCUGCCGGACAUCGCAGUGUGCUACGCCGUGGGCGGGAUGUCCACCCACUGGACCUGCUGCACACCCCGGGAACACCCCACCAUGGAGCGCUGGGACGGGAUAGACGACGAGGAGUGGGAGAGUCUGUACAGUCGUGCUGAGGAACUCUACAAAACUAACCAGACGGCUUUCGAAGACUCUGUGCGCAACACCGCUGUCAAGGACGCCCUUCGGCGGGAGUACGAGGGUGACUUGCCAUAUGACUACGACGUGCAGAACCUCCCACUGGCCUGUGAACGUCGCAAGGACAAGCCGGAAUUCGUAACCUGGAGCUCGGCCAGCACUGUUCUUGGGCCGCUGUUGGACAUGCCGAAAGAAAAGUUCAAGAUACUGGACCAGCACCAGUGUCUGGAGCUGGUCCAUGACGGCAGCAACGUGCAGUACGCUCUGGUCAGGAAUCUGGCUGACUGGAAUGAUAGGCCGCGGAUCCAGGCAAAGGUGUACGUGGUUUGUGCUGGAACAGUCCAGACACCACAGCUGCUCUACAGGUCUCACAUCCGCCCGGCCGCCCUGGGCCGCUACCUGUGUGAGCAGCCCAUGGCCUUCUGUCAGGUGGUGCUGCUGCAGGACAUCAUCGACUCCAUCUCCACACCGAGAGACGCUGAGAAGGACCACGACCCCAUUCCAAUCCCUAUUGAUGACCCAGAUCCUCAGGUAUGGAUCCCGGUGUCUGAGGAGCGACCUUGGCACUGCCAGAUCCACAGGGACGCCUUCUCGUACGGAGGCAUCAAGCCUAACGUGGACACCCGUCUCAUCGUGGACCUGCGCUGGUUCGGCAAGAUGAACGCGCCUCAUUCUGAUAACAUGAUGGCAUUCAGUGACGACAUCAAUGAUCGCCAUGGCAUGCCACAGGUCACCUUUUACUACAAGAUCCGCACCCAGGAAGAACGUAACCAGCAGCACGCCAUGAUGGAGGACAUGCUGAGGGCUGCCGGGGCCUUGGGCGGGUUCCUACCGAUAUCACCGCCGCAGUUCAUGCCGAUGGGCCUCUCUCUGCACCUGACGGGCUCGGUGCGUAUGGGUAAAGACCGACUCACUUCUGUUGUGGACGAAUACAGCAAGGUGUGGGAGUUUGACAACCUGCAUCUCGGCGGAAAUGGCGUCAUCCCCACCGCCACAGCAUGUAACACCACCCUCACCAGCUCCGCACUGGCUAUCCGUGCAGCUCACCAUAUCCUGCAGAACUGGAAUGAUAAAGAUUUGGAGCCCAUUCCUGUGGAACCAGACCACAAGCCUGGUAAAACCAAGGAUGUGAAGGGACGCCAUGGUGGUAAACGCCGAAAGAAGGAGGCAAACUAAACAUAAGGAAGCAAAUUUCUGUCGUUGACGUAAGGUCAAUCGUCAAAAUUUGACCAUGGAAGAAUUGUGUAUCUUGGUCGUGCAACCAUUGUGUCGAAUCAGAACAAAAUCGUCUGCUUCAAAACGUCACGGCAGCCCCACGUCAGUGAUACUACUUAAAUCCGUAUAGAUAGACACCAUACUGGGCUUGCUACUUGCUACAAUCAACAGUAUGCGGUGUUUGAAAGUUAAGGGUUGGUUUCGUCAUGAUGCAUUAAAGAUGACAAUAGAAACACUGUGCUUUAAAGGUAUAGUUUAAGCACUUUUGGCUUUGAUUUAUGUAACAUUGAUUCUUGAUCGUCGUCAGCAAUGACCUGAAUAUGACUUCGAUAUGUCUUAGUUACCUAAUGACUGUUACAUUUCACAGGCAAAAGUAGCUCAAUAUGUAGGAUAUUGAUUUCUUGAAAGCGUAACAUCAGGGGCUAAUUAAAGGGUACAUUUCAGCAUUACUUCAUUAAUGUGGUCGUUUAUUGUUUUCUAUUCAACUUUUAAAAACUAUACAAUGUAAGGAAGUAUAACUAAGAAUAUUUCUGUUAUAUUGUAGGUAAACUUCAGUAUCAUCUGUCGAUAUGAUUUUAUAUGUCUAGUACAUAUCUCAGCACAUGGUAUCAUGCUAUGUUAUAAUACUAAUGAUCUUUGAAAUAUACAGAAUAUGGUGAUCAGCUACUGGUUUUGCAGCGAUGUCACAUAAUCUUUACGUGAUGGAAUUCGGUAUUAUUAAAUGUAAUAGGUGUGGA